Messenger RNA from Gadus macrocephalus (Pacific cod), 11088 nucleotides. It is a transcript of the gene map1aa, whose product is annotated as microtubule-associated protein 1Aa. Lineage: Eukaryota; Metazoa; Chordata; Actinopteri; Gadiformes; Gadidae. Bases 156 to 8429 code for a protein of 2757 amino acids. The transcript has 3 exons. Gene Ontology annotation, cellular component: synapse; microtubule associated complex; microtubule. The record is from RefSeq and is a predicted model, not a curated record. Gene Ontology annotation, molecular function: actin binding; microtubule binding. Gene Ontology annotation, biological process: microtubule cytoskeleton organization; dendrite development; axonogenesis.
GUGAUCAAGAUCCUCUGGUGUCCAUCUUCAGGGCAGCUUCCAAGACUUACUGUGUCCAGUCAGGGAGUCAGGGGCUGGAGCUCCUUGGUCAGCCAGGAUCAUCAGUUGCUCCAGAGCCAUCUGGAAUACUGCCAGAACACUUAACCUAUCCAGACAUGGACGGAGGCACGGAGUUCGCGGAGUAUGAGAAUGCAGAGGCAGUGGAUGCAGUCUCCUCGCCAUUCGAGCUACUGGAGCCCCCUACUUCUGGAGGCUUUCUGAAGCUGUCUAAGCCGUGCUGCUACAUCUUCCCAGGUGGAAGGGGGGACUCUGCCUUGUUUGCUGUGAAUGGAUUCAACAUCCUGGUGGAUGGCGGGUCCGACCGGAAGUCCUGCUUCUGGAAGCUUGUUCGUCACCUGGACCGGAUUGACUCCGUUCUGAUCACCCACAUCGGGGCGGACAACCUCCCGGGCAUCAACGGGUUGCUCCAGAGGAAGAUCGCCGAACAGGAAGCGGAGCGUCAACAGGGAUCCGACUCCGAUGGGGACUGGAUGAAGAACCUGAUCUCUCCCGAGCUCGGGGUGGUGUUUUACAAUGUCCCAGAGAAGCUGAGGAUGCUUGAGUCCACAGCGAAGGUAAAGCGCAGCAUUGAGGAGGCCUCUCUUACGUUGCAGUACCUCAACACGCUCGGCAUCAAGCCGGAACCACUCUUCAGGGUCGUCAGCAACACUAUUGAACCAAUCACUCUUUUCCACAAACUUGGUGUUGGGAAACUAGACAUGUACGUUCUGAACCCUGUCAAAGAGAGCAAAGAAAUGCAGUUCCUCAUGCAGAAAUGGGCUGGGAACAGCAAGGCCAAGACUGGCAUUGUGAUGUCCAAUGGGAAAGAAGGAGAGAUCUCUGUCCCUUAUUUAACUUCAGUCACAGCCCUCAUUGUUUGGAUUCCGCACAGUCCCACAGAAAAGAUUGUGCGUGUGUUGUUCCCUGGAAACGCAUCACAGAACAAGAUCUUUGAGGGGCUUGAGAAGCUGAAACACCUGGACUUCCUGCGAUACCCAGUGGCGACUCAGAAAGACAUAUCCUCUGGAGCACCACCUCCUAUUAUCAAACAAACUAAAAUCAGAUCAAGGACCGAUAGCAAAGAGAGUCUGAAAUCCUCCCCCAAACCACACACUAAGACCAGCAAGAAAGAAACCAGUGGACAAGAAGAGUCCAAAAAUGACCUGAGUAAAGAAAACAAAGUAGAGAAGAAAGAGGAGAAGAAAGUCAAAAGCAUUAGUACAAAAGCCACCAAGCAGCAGAAGAACAGUGAGGUAGCUCCCCAGGCAGCCAAACUGGAGAAAAAGAAAGUAGCCAAGGACAAAGUUAUCAAGAAAGAAAAGACUGCCAAGAUGGACGAAAAGAAAGACAUGGAGAAGAAAGAAGUCAAGAAAGAGAAGCGUGAAGUCAAGAAGGAAAACAUCAUGAAGAAAGACGAUAAAAAAGACUCCAAGGUCAAGGAGGAUAAGAAGAAAGACCCGAACAAGCCUGAGCUAAGAAAAAUCACUAAACCAGACCUGAAGCCGCUUACUCCUGAAGUUCGGAAGACUUUACACAAAGCAAAGACUCAGACUAAACCCAAGACGGACAAAAAUAAAUCGGCCAAAGAGCAAAUGGAGGAGAAAAAGGCGGUCCCCAAAAAGGCCCCGGAACAAGCUGCUGCAGCUUUAAUAAACCGGUCCGUCCUUUCCUCCCCUGAGGACCUCACUGAGGACUUCAAAGCCCUUAAAAAGGACGAGCUGUCCACUCUUCGGAGUGAGCCUAUACAAAAUGAUAUGAUGUCCCAGCGAUCGGAUUAUACAGAUGCUAAAAUCUUCACUGAUGAGAAAAUAACAUCUCCAGACACAGAGUCUACAUCCCCUCUGCCGCUCAACACAGCACAACAGGGAGAAGAAAGCAACGAUGAAGGGCCAUCGGAACCGAUCUCUGACAUAGUGAAGAAGGAAGAAAAUGUUGGGUUAGAUAGAACGCGUGAGGAGGAUAAAAUGGAAAGAUAUGACAACUUGACAAAAUCCGACAUCAAAGACACGUCUAGGAGGAGCGACAGCUCAGAGGAGGAGAGUGAUGUUAUUGAAAAAGCAGACCUGGAGGGAACAGAAGACGAUGAGGAGUUCAAGUACAAAACGGAGGAAGCAAAGAAAGGAAAGGAAUCUGGAAAAGAGUGGAGCACCAUGCCAACUGAACAGAAACCCCUUUCGGCCAUUGCCACAGCUGGGAAAGCAACAGCAAUGUCCGCCUCAGAAACAUUUCAGUUGAUCCAAGAUGAGACCAUUCCUGGUUACUCCGAAACAGAACAGACCAUCUCUGAUGAGGAGAUUCACGAAGAAACAGAAGAUAGGAUGCCACAGCUUCAGUAUGACACGGCCUCCUAUAACAUUUCGGUCCCUGACGUCCCAGGAACGUUUGACUCCAUGCACGGCAUGAAGGAGAUAAAGACCCCCACUGUCUCCAAGGUGGAAGACGUUAAACCCAAAGGCUUCAUGGUAAGUCAUGACCCCGUUCUUUCAGCAUUUCCCAGCAUCAUCACGGCUCCACUGGCAGAGGAAGAGCACAUCUCCUCUGCCACCUCGAUCACCGAGUACGACAAACUGUCUUCCUUCCCCACAUCCAUGGCAGAGGACCAGUCCAUAGCAUCAGUGACUGCACCUCGGACCGAGGAGACUGGGAAGAGCUCACUCCACCUGGACACCAUCAACGGCAUUCCCUCCCGCACUGAGGCAACCCAUGGGAAAGAUUAUCUACACUCAGCAGGAACUAUCUCCCCCACUUCCUCCCUGGAGGAAGACAAAUGUUUCAAAUCACCUCCCUCUGAGGAGUACCAGCCAAUUAUUCCCGAGAUGGAGGCUAUAGAUAUGAAGGCCAAACCAGUCCAAGAGGACGAAGAUGAGGAUGAAGAUGAGGAUGAGGACCAGACUCCCAAUGUUGACAUUCCUCUCGGUAAACUUCAUGAAGGCUACGAGAGGGCUGCUUCGGCGAUGCUCCAGGAGAAGGAAAAAUCCUCUUCAGCUACUGUGUUUUCACCUCCUUCCUCUGACACAGAGCCCUCUCCGACACGGCCCACUGAAGCAAAACAAGCUUCAUUUAGUGACGAGUCAAAGAGGUGGGAUGAAAAGUCACCUUCUCCACCCUCAUCGGUGUCCACUGGUAUAGUUUCUGGCUUCAUGCAGGAGAGUGUCACGACCCAAGUAAAACCAGAUCCAUUUAGUCAAGAGUCCAUGCAGUUGGAAGAAAAGAAGUCACCUUCUCCACCCUCAUCAUUGUCUACUGGAUUUGUUUCUGGCUUCAUGCAGGAGACUGAAGCAAAACCAGAUCCAUUAAGUAAAGAGUCAAUGCAGUUGGAUGGAAAGAAGUCACCUUCAUCCCCUUCAUUAUUUUCCAAGGGGCUAGGGUCUGGCUUCAUGCAGCAGACUGUCAUGACCCAAGCAAAACCAGAUCCUUUUAGUGACGAGACACAGAGACAUGACAUUCCUCUCGGUAAACUUCAUGAAGGCUAUGAAAGGGCUGCUUCGGGGAUGCUCCAGGAGAAGGAGAAAUCCUCUCCAGCUACUAUGUUUUCACCUCCUUCCUCUGACACUGAGCCCUCUCCGACACGGCCUACUGAAGCAAAACAAGCUUCAUUUAGUGACGAGUCAAAGAGGUGGGAUGAAAAGAAGUCGCCUUCUCCACCCUCAUCAUUGUCCACUGGAUUCAUUUCUGACUUCAUGCAGGAGGCUGUCACGCCCCAUGCCAAACCAGACCCAUUCGUUAAAGAGUCCAUGCAGUAUGAUGAAAAGAAGUCACCUUCUCCUCUUUCAUCAUUGUCUACUGGAUUUGUUUCUGGCUUAGUGCAGGAGAGUUUCCCGACCAAAGCAAAACCAGAUCCAUUUAGUAAAGAGUCAAUGCAGUAUGAUGAAAAGAAGUCACCUCCUUCACCCUCAUCAUUGGCAACUGGAAUUGUUUCUGGCUUCAUGCAGGAGACUCUCGCGACUGAAGCAAAACAAGCUUCAUUUAGUGAUGAGUCAAAGAGGUGGGAUGAGAAGAAGUCACCUUCUCCACCCUCAUCAUUGUCGACUGGAUUAGUUUCUGGCUUCAUGCAGGUGACUGUCGCGACUGAAGCAAAACAAGCUCCAUUUAGUAAAGAGUCUGCAACUUGGGAUGAGAAGAAGUCACCUUCACAGCCUUCAUCAUUUUCCACAGGGUUGGUUUCUGGCUCCAUGCAGGAAAGUUUAGAAAGAUGCCUAAGUCCAGAUGACAGCACCAUGAAACUUGCUUCUCCUACACCGUCAAUCCCCACCAGCAGUGGCUACUCUCCAACUGAGGAAAAGCCAUUUAGGAUGGAGGAAAAUGAAGCUCAAACUUUAGGCAAACUAAAUGCAGCUGAGACUUUAAGCAAGCCAAGUGCAGACAUUCCGAAAACUGACAACAGUGCCGUUGGUCUCUCAGAUGAACCCUCAACAUCAGAAGGCUCUGAGGACUCUGAGGAUGAAGAGGAGGAUGAAGGUGAUUAUUAUGUCAAGAAAGACCUACAGCCUGUUGUGAAUGCAAGGCUCAUGGAGGAGAAGGAGGGGAGGUUCCUAGACGAUGACGACCUGUCUGACUCAAAGCCUCCUAUGGAGGGAAAAGAGCAAAAUGAACUCUUAGAAGAGUAUGACAUAGAAUCAAAGAACUAUUCACAGGUCAAGGACUCGGAAAAAACUAAAAACAGACAAGGCAUUGAAGAACAGCCCAAACGCCAUGUGAUGUAUUCAGAUGAAGAAGACGAGGAAGAGGAUGAUGAGGAAGAUUAUGGUUUCCAAAGUGGGGGAGGAUCUAAGCCUUCAACGGCUGAUCCUAUCCAACAUAUUACUAAAGAAGACGGCAAAGAAAAACCAGACCAAACUGAAAUCCAAGAGCAGGAGAAAAGUGUUCAUUUUAGUCUCUAUAACUGCCCUGAGAGAGAGAGCAAAGAAAAGGGGUCCGAAAGGGACAUGAGGCAAGAUACCCCCUAUGUGCAUGGCAAGACAUUUUCCUAUAGUGACAUUUAUGAUUGCAAACCAAGCACGCUUGACUCUAAACAGGGGGCUUCUGUGACAAUGGAGAGAGCCACUGUAAAAAGCAGUUUGGAUUCAAAGAAAGAAUCGGACGGCUCCCCCUGCCUGCCCACAGCCCCCCACAUAAAGCCAGAGGAAGAGGAAUAUAUCAGCUCUUACGAAAAAAAUCGCUCCACCUCAUACGGUCUUGAGGCCAAAAGCCCUGUAAAAGACUUUGAAAGUAAGAAAGAAACCGAAGUAUACGAGUAUGGCAGAGAUACCCGUUUUCCUUCUGUGGCUGAUAGGCCUGAGGCCUCUUCCACUUCCCUGUCACCAGAAAAAGAGGCACUCUCUUUCAAAGAUCACAGUGACAGUCUGAAGUCCGGUGCAUAUUCCCAAACAGCAUUUGCGUCAGAAAAAUCCUCUACCGCAAGCUACUACGAGAAGGUUGCUUCACCAACAGCGAGAGAUGAAGAGGAUUACGAUGAUGAUGAAGUUAUUGAUGAUGACGAUGAUGAUGAUGAGGAAGAAGAGGAGGAGGAAGAUGAGGAAGCUGCCAGCGAUUCAGAUAAUGAGAAAGGAGCCAAAGAAAAAUCUGAGAAGGACGUCAAAAGUCCAGUCAGCCAAAUGAUAGAGUCCAAAAGGACUGAGUUCAUGGUUUCCAUGGCUGGCUAUGGUUAUGACAGUCAGAGCAAACCAAGCACCACCGAAAGCAGUGCCUGCCCACCCUUCAAGGCUGAAGAGAAGGCCAAAGUCGUUUCCCAAUCCUUCAGCAGCAAGCCCACAGACGUAGGAGCCACAGGGUUCUCUGGCUCCUCCACUGGGUUUCAAUAUUCCUAUGGAAUUGGAGAUAAAGACUCAUGCCUAUCCAGUCAGAUUAAAGACAAUGAAAAGAUGGACAUCUCUCUAAAAUCAGAGGAUCGCUAUUACCAGAGCGACAGAUCAGAUUCUGAUUAUGAUAAACAGAAGACACCGGACCAUGUAGGAAAAUCCUCUCUGGACACAAGCUUUCAGUACACCUCUACAGCAGCUCCUGCCUACUCUUCCUCUUCUGCCUACAGCUACUCCUCCUCCACCUCUGGCUCUCUGUCCACCAGCCGGCAGUUUGGAGAGGAUCUGGAGACCCCUGCCACAGCGGAGCCUCUGUUUGAAUACUCUUCCUUUAAAGACGAACCCUCCCCAAGCAUUGACUCACCCUUCUCCAGCUCUGGAGCCACAAAGGAUGAGUAUCUAGAAGUGUCUGAGAAACAGAUGAAUGCCCUAUCCACCACAACCUCCACAACAGAGCCCACCUCUAGCCAAGCUCGCUCGUCACCACUCCCAUUCCAGGAGGUCAAGAGCUUUCCCUCAAUCUCUUCCACUGCCUUUGCUGACGACCACAAAGUGGAGUGUAAGACAGGCUUGGAUGGAUUCACAGAGAAGACGCCUCAGUCUGAGUACUUCUAUAAACCCGGUUGGUCUGAGGACUCCAAGCUGGAGACAGCUAGUGGGUUCGGGGCGUCUGCAGGAGCAUUCGGCCAGCCGCCACCACCCUCCAAAGACACAGAAUCAGCCGCUGCUGCUCUUUUCGGCAUCACCUCCUCACCUCGCCCGGAGACAGCAAGCAAGCAUUACUUUGAGGAGACAGAUAGCAGUGAGGAAGAAGAGGAUGAGGAAGCCUACGUGCGUGAGGUCGCUCAGAAGUCUCCGUGCGUUGACGGCCUUAGCGGUGCCCUCUCGUUCUCUGAAAAAACAAGUGAAAAAACAAGUUUCCCCACCAUGAGUUCAGGUGCUAAGGUCCCUGAUGUUCUAAGCUCUUACAAGCCCUCACCAUUUGAUAUAAGCAAGCCUGACACAGCCAAUGGACCCACAGAGGUCAGCAUGAGCUCUCCUGUCACCCCUGCAGCAGCGGCGUCCGGGGCCACGGCCCCCAGCUCCGCUAGCUACAGGGGUACGUACGAUUGGGAGAUGCCCAAGCCUCAGAUCGGAAUGGUUCCCGGAGAUUCGCCUCCACAUUACCGCCAUGAGGAUGAAUUCGAAGAGGAGCGUGAGACGGAACCAGAACGACCCGCCCGUCCUCUCUCCCUCUCCUCUACCGACCAGGCAUUCCGCUCUCCGUUCUACACUGAGGAGUGUAGCCAGGGCGGGAUGGAAGACGACGACGAGGACAGCGACCAGGACGAGGCCGAGGGUGAGACACAGAUGGGGGCGGCCUCCUCUUACGUCAGUCGCAGCUCCCCAGGCUACUCCGCCUCGGAGCAGAGGCAGCGCAAAGGGGACCUCUCGCCGUCCUUCAUCAACCCCUGCAUGAAGCACAUGUCCAGCGAGGAGGAGGAUGACGAACAGGGAUGCAGGAGUGACCAAUCCCAGGAGGGCAUUGAGCACGAUCUGUCAGUCAAGAGAAGGGCCAACCGACAGUCGUCGCAUCAUCCGUCACAGAGCCAGGAAACAGCCGCUAUGUACCAACCUGGUACCAUGUCCAUGGGGCUGGCCCUGGCUACCGAGGACACCCCGCCGACUUCAGUCAGCGAGUCUUUGGCCUCUCAGUCUGACUCAGAUGUCCCUGGCGGCACUGAAGAAUGCCCUUCACUCCCUGGAGACUGCAACAUGGACUCAGAUGACGAUGCUGUGUACCUGCCUAGGGACAAGGCCACCGCUAUGGCAGGAGGCAGCCAGCGCUCUCCCACCGCCGGCAGCCGUGACCCUCCUCCUACCCCCUUCAUGGACCCUCACCCACGUCCCCCUCACCCUGAUGUCUGCAUGGUGGAUCCAGAUGCUCUGGCCUCCGAAGGCCUCACAAAGAAAGAGGCCAAACCCAAAGGCCUUAAGAAGACCUCUGGCAAGACCAAGUCAGCUUCCCCUGCCAGACGUAAGAAGUCCCCCAUGCCCCUUAAGCAGACCUCGUCCCCUCACACUUUGUCCCUAAAGAAGAAAGAGGCAGACAAGAGCUCCAGGAUGUCUCGUUUGUCAGACGGACAGGGAUCCAAGGAUGACGACCUCUCCAGGUCAAGCUACAACCCUGGAAAGGCAACCACCAACGGUGUCAAGAGCAGCUCCGGCUCUCUGAAGUCAGGCUCAGCCACCCCCACCACUGGUAUGCCCAUUUAUGUGGACUUGGCCUACAUUCCCAACCACUGCAGUGCCAAGAACAUCGACCAAGAGUUCUUCAAGCGCGUUCGAUCCUCAUACUACGUUGUCAGUGGCAAUGAUUCAAGCAGUGCAGAGCCUAGCCGAGAUGUCUUGGAUGCGCUGCUCGAUGGGAAGGCCCAGUGGGGAUCAAACCUGCAGGUGACACUGAUCCCAACCCACGACACGGAGGUGACCCGGGAGUGGUACCAGCAGACCCACGAGAGGCAGCAGGAGCUCAACAUCAUGGUGCUGGCCUCCAGCAGCACUGUGGUCAUGCAGGACGAGUCCUUCCCGGCAUGCAAGAUUGAGUUUUAAGGCCAUCUCUCUCUCUCUCUCUCUCUCUCUCUCUCUCUCUCUCUCUCUCUCUCUCUCUCUCUGUGUCUCUCUCUCUCUCUCUCUCUCUCUCUUUGUAUGUCCCUGUUAUACCCCGUUAUACAUAACCUGUCUCUGCUUUGGCAGGUCGGACAACCGGUCUGUCCAGCUCUUACUAAAAUUUGGUUCUUGUUUAUAUUGGUAUCGCUGGGGUGCUCCUAAGACAACGCUGUCGACCACAUCAUUGCAUAUAUUCGUCUUUUUCAUCCUUGUUGUGUGGUAGCAGUUCCCAUGGAAGAAAUCGCUAAACAAUCAUGCUAAUUUGACCCAAGGAUGGAACAUGGAACAAAAAAAAUAUUUUGCCUUAUAUCAUAUAGUGGUUCUGUACUGUUUCUUUGUCUUUCUCACUAAUGAAUCAAAGCACACUUUAUUUUACUAAGUUAAUUUGUAGAAUAAUUAGCAACAAAAUCUGUAAAUCAAAUUAUAUUUAUGCCAUCAGCUAUUAUAAGUUUCUGAUUUAUAUUGGUUUUUGGUACCAUUUACAGAUGUGUCUGUAUGUCAUCUAAAACAAUACUAGUCCAACUGUACUGCUUUGUGCCUACUGUUGUCAUAGUAACAGAUAUUGAUCCAAGUAGACUCCAGCUGUCUUUUUGAUACGUCUUUCAUAGAUAAUUGCAGUAGGUUCUUUCAUGAACUAGAUGGGUCCAUAGUUAUCCGUUUUCUUACAGGUAAAAAUAACUAUUUAGUAGUCUUGGCUUUGUUAAUGUUGUUUAUGUUGUCUUGGCUUUGUUUUUUUCGAUUGACAUUAGGGUUAACAUAUCCUUGCAGUGGAUGUUUUUGUAGUGAAGGGCAGGAUAUUGAGUAACAACAUGAAAAGAUGUAGGCAACAGGGUCGGCAUUGUUACACUGUAAAAUAUUUAAAAACACCACAUAUUAACGUCUCUAUUUAUUGAACAUUUCAAAAGUUUUCUUGAUGAACUCUGCUAUGGUGAGAGUGGGUGACCUUAAUGUGAAAGUUCUGUAAAGGACUGGGGAAGAUUGUAUUUCAUGUGAAGCAAUAGGAACAUGUGGCUCUGACGGGAGUUGGCGGAUAGUUGUGCCUGGUAUAGUUGUGUGCUGUUUGAGGAAUGAGUGACAGAGUUUUGGAUUGGGCAAUGGUUGGAUUCGAUUAGAAAGUCACCCACAUGUGCCUUUCUGCCCUGGUGUAUGGGGUUAGAGAAACACAAUUGGCUAUGGAAUGUCAGAUUUUUGAAAGCCGUCACCACAGUUCAUUGAUUGGCCUGUGUUAAAGGCUUGGUGAGCUGGCCUCUUGUGUCAGUCAGAGUCUGUAGAAAAACUGCUACACAAAAAGUCUCAACUGCUUUGUUUUGCACAUUCUAAUUAUACUUGAUUGCACCUUUUGGCAGAAAAUAAAAAAUUCUAAUCAAAGGGUCUUUCAUUCCUAUCGCGACAAUUUGCAAAGAAGCACAAAUAUAAAAUUAUUUAAAACACAGACCAAUGUGCAAAACUAAGGCAAAUCUGAGGCUGAAAGUAUCAUUGUUCACAUAUGAUCAGUUGUGCUGUUGCUCUAUCCUACAAUUGAAUAACGGAAAACUUAAUCAAAUUGAUGAUUUUUCAUUCUCUUAUCUGUAUGCAUUUGUCUUUAAUGUACUGGAACUCUAAACAGGCCUUUUUAAGAUGGUUAUCUUUGGAAAACAUAGUUAUCACUUGGUGUGUUUUUAUUAACAGGUUACAAUUUUAACACUGUAUUAUGUGUGAUGUCUCCUGAUUUGAUAUUGAUUCUAUUUUAAAGUUUUUGUGGAAGAAAAAUUGAUUUUUAUCAAGCUUCAAUGGCAACUUAAGAGCAAACAAACCUUAAAAACUUAAACCACAAGCCUCGCCUGGAAAUAUUAAAUAAUUCAGUGCAAUUCCUACAACCCGUAUUUGCAAUCCAAAACUCUACCCCGGAGCAUGUCAUCUCUUCCACAUUCAAAGCAAAAGGACACCCAGUUGUAUCAAACAAUAUACUGUUAAACAUCAUGUUCAGACAGAUUUUAAACUGAGGUUCCUUUGGUCAUACCAUGCAAAAACAAGAUGAGGAUGUUCAGUGGCCUCAGUUGAAUGUGUAGAAGCAGAUUACCUUUACAUCCUCCAACCGGAGGACUCUGAUCUCUUGGUUGCCUUGGUUACUGUGCAUCACAUGGUGCAACCCCGAGCACAAGUCCAAUUAUCACCUGCAAAGAAACAUGGCACUGGAGUUUAGGAACACUAUGCUCACUGUAGAAAAUCCACAUUGGGCAUUCUUGUGUCAUUAGUGUGAUGGCUCCUCACACUAUGAGUGCUUUUGAUUCAUUGGUCUUUCAACUCUACAAAUUACAUAACAAACAGCAUCUAUCGGAUGAUUGUAACCUUAAUGUGUGGGUGGUGGCAGCUAAAUAUGGCUUCUGCAUUUAGAGAGAAAUAUAGAUGGUGCACAUUCAUCUCAAUUACACACUUAUUCUAAGCUAAAGGUGACAUAAUCAAUUAUAUUAUAGCGUAGCAUAACCGCACAAACGUACAGACUGCCAGGUGGAGGGACUCGGAUCCCUCCGUCAAUACAUAAUAACCUGCACCAUAUCUAUAACCUCACACAGAUUCAUCUGUUUUAGUUUUGGGUUAAAAAAAGAAAGGAAAAAAAAAACAA